UUCAGUGCAGUAUGUCGCUCUCUUCACACCUGAAGGGCGCUGGUAGGAUGCUGAAGACUGUGCUCCCCCGUCUUGUGACCACGACUGCCGCUUGUCGCCCGCCAUCUCUACAUCUGACGUCACUGUCAUCUCUACCGUCAGGGAAGAGGUCGUCAGAUGGCGCUGCUACGUCAACGAUACGAAGAGAGAUGUCUGGAGAUGUGGCAGGUGCCGAGACACCUUCCUUUCAAUACUUCUGGCAGCCUGGUUCUGGCUUCUAUGGCGAAAAUCUCGGAAGACUGACACAACCUUCGGUUGACAUUUGUGAAGAAAUUGUUUUAUCUCAUAUCGACGCAGUGCCGAUGCCUUCACCAAAAGGUGUGUUCACCAUUGGUGACUAUGGAACGUGCGAUGGGUCAGUGUCUCUACGACUGAUACACAAGGUCAUCGACCACUUGCGAAACAAACAUGGACCCGAUCUGAAGAUUCAGGUGUUGUACGAAGAUCACGCCUCCAACGACUACAACAGUCUCUUCAAGACUAUUUACGGUCAAACCUCGUACAUGACCAAGUUCACCAACGUGUUCCCCCUGGUAUGUGGCACUAAUUUCUACAAGCAGUGUGUACCUGACAACACCUGUGACAUCAUCAUGUCCUCAUUCGCCACGAUGUAUUUGAGUAACGAGAGUCACGUGAGAUGCUCCAAUACAAUGUUCCCCUGGCGUUCGACGUCGGAAGAGGAGCUGCGCGCUCACCGCGAGGCGGCAGCACGUGACUGGCGGACGUUCCUCCUCCACAGAGAAGCAGAACUCAAACCAGGUGGACUUCUUUUCGAUACUCACUCUGCUAAACUCCAGGGGAGCAACCCUCCACAGACUCGCACUUUGACCUACCCUCUCGCUGAAAACUUCACUGGAGAGGGAGAAGAAAGCGUCCAAGAUAUUUGGACUUCGUUUGAUUUAAGCUGGCAGGAAUUAUACGUAGAAGGAUUAAUUACAAAAGAGGAGUUCCAGUCGUGCACUCUUCGGGUGACAUUCCGGACUUUACAGGAAGUAAAAGCUCCUUUCGAGAAUGCCGCCAUGUCUCCAGUCCGACAGGCUGGUCUCAACUUGUUAAAGGACCCACAAGAGUUUCUCACUCAUUGUCCUGUAAAGACACUAUGGCGACAAAAGCUACAGACUGAUGGCGUUGACGACAGAAUGAUGUUUGCUCAACUUCUCGCAAAGGCAUUUGGUGUUGUAUUAGAUGGGACUUUGAGGAACACUUUGAGAAACACACGACCUGCUGAGGAACACUUGUCCAUAAUCCAAUGCUUCCAGCAGAGGUUCAUUCAAAGAGUUGCUGCACUGAACCCAGAGACUUUCAGAAGUGAACCAAUUGUGAGGAUCCUUGCUGCGCAGAAGUCAAAAUGACUGGGCCGACUGCUUGGCCGUGAUGUAACUGCUGUCUCCAUGUUGUCUACACGAUCUCUAAUGGAAGCAGCUGAGGCAACAAUGUCUGCAAAUAGAUGACUGAAAAUUUGCUACAAACCUUUGAUUACAAAAGUAGCCUUUAGUAAAAAGAAGCCCCGCUCAGUGCUUUAAACAACCGACGCAAAAGAAAAUCCUUUUGUAGCGAAAAUGGAUACUGGUCUACACAAAGUGAACACAAAGUUCCUGUGGCUGUAUCUUGAAUGAAGUAGAAGAUAAAUAAAUGACUGAAAACUCCUUAAAUUUUCUACUAAACUGCAUAUGCUUGUCGCUUAUCCAGUGGAUGGCAUCCCUGCAGAUGAUGACGUCACAAGAGUGCUCAGCAACACACAGAUUGUAGAAUUUAGUGGCGCAGGUCAGAAUGAAGACUUUGUCCAUUUUCGACAGGAAGGAGGCUCCAUCUUCCACAAUAGAAACAAAAUUGUUUUCUGUAAUUUAACGUGGUCGUUGUUAUUUAUUGUAUAUGUUUUUGUUUUUUUGCU
Messenger RNA from Pomacea canaliculata, 1930 nucleotides. RefSeq lists its product as uncharacterized. Gene Ontology annotation, biological process: methylation. Gene Ontology annotation, molecular function: S-adenosylmethionine-dependent methyltransferase activity. Bases 12 to 1391 code for a protein of 459 amino acids. The transcript has 9 exons. Lineage: Eukaryota; Metazoa; Mollusca; Gastropoda; Architaenioglossa; Ampullariidae. The record is from RefSeq and is a predicted model, not a curated record.